AUGCAUCAUAAAUCUUUAUUGAACAAUAUCCUUGCAUAUGCUAACUUUGAGGACUAAGCUCUUACAAAUUUAGCUUUAAAAAACUCCUUUUUAGUAGAUGCUUGGUAUACUUAGGAUGAAGUGUAUAUGAGUAACUUAGAUCAUCAAAAGAAAAUAGUUGUUAAAAACUAUACAUAAGUAAGUCCCAUCAUAAGAUCUAUUGGGUAUCAAAGCAGAGUCUACCUUGCGGAUUAGGAAUUUGAAGCAAUUCCUUAUAAGGCAAUUUUUUAAGCGUAUGGUGAUGGGUUUUUUUUUUCUACUUUCUCUAAUACGACACUAUCUAAUGUGAUUGAUAAAUAAAGUAUAAAUGCAAAACAUUAAUAUGAUCCUAGAACUAGGUUUUGGUAUUAAAAUAGCCUUAAUUAAACUUCAUUUUACAUGAAUUCGCCUAAUUUAUCAUUUGGAAGCCAUGAACCAUAUUUAUCAUAGUUUGGAUGCUAGAAAUCAUUAUAUUUAAAUCCAUAAACUAAAAAAGUAGAAAUCCAUCAUAUCUAAUGCUUAGAUGCUAUGCUUUCUAAUUUGUCAAACUAUUUCUAAAAUGUUAUCGAAUCAUCAGAAGAGUAUUAUGUAAUUGACCCAAGGACGCUUUAAAUAGUUUAUAACUCUAUGGAUGAGUACAAUUUUUCUUCAAUUACAUAAAUAGAUAAUUUUUAUAACGUUGAGCUUCAAUUUUUGGAGGACUAAUAGUAAUCAUAGUAUUUUCAAAAUUUGAUCAGCAAUAACUACAAUAAAUGGAUUUUUAAUACCUCAAAUAACACUAAAACCACUUUAAAAUAAAUGAUGAAUUAGAGCUAAUAUUAAGUGAUUUUUGAUUACAAGAGGAAUUAGUCAGUUUACAAAGUAAUUAUUAGUCCCAUCAUUGGAUAUGAUGAUAUCCCCUAGCACAUAACUCGCUACUUAGAAAAUGAAGGUCAAUAACUUGAAUAUGUUUAUUUAUAAAUUAGCAUGAUUUCAGAUGAAAAUUUAAGAGCAGAAACUAAAUAAUUAAUUUAACUGUCUACCAUUAUCUUAAUUAUAUCUUCUAUUUGUAUUUCAAUCCUUGGUUUGUUGUUAUUUUAUGCAAUAUUUUAAUACUUACUUCUUGUCAAAAAUUAGGUUAAAUAGCCUAUUGAUAAAUUAACUUAGAUACUGUAAAGGAUUAACUUGCUUUAAAAGCUAUGUGAUAUAAAUGAAAUUAUUGUUGAAUUUUAAUAAAAUGCUGAUGAAAUAUUUCUUUCGAAAGAAACUAGGAUGCUUUAUAAUAGUUUUUAUGAUCUAUUUUAAUAGCUUUAAUAUUUGAGUGAGCAUUUUUUCAUAGAAAACGAAGGAAAAACACUAAUUGAUCUCAAUAAAAAAGUUAACUUUUUUAAAAAAUUUAAUAAUUAAUAUGCACUAGGAAUAGCACAUAAUAAUAUUGGAUGUAUUUUGUUAAAUCAGAAACACUACUUUCAGUCUAUGGAGCAUUUUUAAUCUUCAAUUAUCUGUGCUAAGUAUGAAAUUUAAGAGUUUUGUGCUAAAACAGAAAAUAUUAAAUUCCUAAAUAUUAUGCAGCCAUAUUCUUUUAGCGACUAAAAUAUAAAUAAGAAUAUGCCAAAUUUAAAUAGAUAAACAUUUUCAUUUGAACAUCAAAAUAAAACAAAAGAUAAAUGUAUUAAUAUAUCAAAUACCAAUCAGUUAAGCCAAUUUAAUAUCAUAUAAAUAAAUUAAAGUAAAUUAAAAUAGCCAAAAAAAAAUUCUCGUAUCGGCUUAACUGAGUCCUCAAUUUUAAAUAAUAAUAAUUAAAAAAAUAAAUCUGGUAAUGGCACUUUUACUAAAAAUAUAAUUUAAUUAGAACAUCUUAACAAAGAAGAUGAGUAAUAUCAAGAAUUGUAAGAACUUAUUUCAAAUUUGAUAUUUAGAAAAAUAAAUUAUAUUUUCGCUUUGAUUGUUUAAUAAUAAGACUUGAGUAAUGAUUAAUAACAGAAAUUCCUUUAUAAUUUCUGGUAAGAAAUUAAACAAUUAACAAAAGAAUUACUACCGCUAUAUUCUAUGUUACCAUGCUAAGAAAAUAUAAAAGCAAUUUGUGAAUGUAUAUUGUCUAAAUGCUAUUAUAAUAUGAAUAAGUUUAAAAAGGCUUAUUAAAGAAUUUAACAAUCUAAAAAAAUAGUUAAAAAUUAGCAUGAGCAAUUCCAAAAAAAAAUAAUUGAAUGCAGUACUCCAAAAAAAAAAAUUACAAAAGAACGAAUUUUUGAAAAGACAGGUCUCAAAUAUAGCAAUUUUGGAAAUUACGACGUUAUUGAUUCUCCUAAAAAAUAUGUAAAUUCUCCUAAGUUUUUCAAUAAUGAAAGCAAUAAUAUUACAAUAAUGUCAUAGCAAAUGAUUUUAGAAUAUUCUCAAAAUAUUUUUAAUUCAAAAAACUAAUCAUAAAAAAAAUCGAGUAUUCUUUAAAGUAAGAAAUUUAAGAAAUAAGAUUAAUCAAAUCAAUUCAAUUAUAGAGGAAAAGGGAUUUCUAGUCAAAUCAAUGAACUCUCACUUUUAAAUGUGCCUACGAAUAAUUUAUAUGAAUUUAUAUAGUUUAAUUAUGCAGAAUAUCUAAUAUUUACAAAGUAAUAUAAAAAGGCUGCUUAUAUUCUAACAUCUAUUCUCGAAAAAAGCAAAUGCUUAAUGUCAAAUAUGCCCUACAGAAUUAUUUUUAAAUUAUAGUAAAUAUUUGAUUAAUUUAAGAUCCAAGAUAAAUCUUUCAAAGAGCAAUAACAAAGAUUUAAUAAAAAUAAAAAUAUUAAAAUAGUGAUUUCAUUUGAGAUUAACCAACCAUAGCAAGAUAUACUUUAAAUAUCAUUAAAUAAAUAAAAUAAUUAUUAUUAUCAAGAAAAUGAUAAUUAAAAUUUUUCCUUUGAUCAACUAAAACUAUUUAAACAAAUUAUUGAAGAAGCUUUAGUGAAAAAAGAUGAUAGUGUGUCUAUUUCUUUAAAUGAUUUAUAAAGGAACUCUGUCUAAUAAUAUAUGCCAUUAAUAAAAACUAGUUAGCUUAAAUUUUAAAAAUAAUAAAUUGAAAAUGAUUUAAAUAAAAUUUUUAUUUAGAAUGAAUCAUUUGAUUUAAAUCAAAACUAGUAACUUCAACAUUAUAAAUUGAGUUUUAGAUCAAAUUCAUAAAUAACUAAUAUUUAAAUGCAAAUGAAUUCUUUAGAGUUAUUCGAAUCAGACUUAAGUGCCGAGUUUACUGGUUAGUAAAAUAAUUUAUAAGAAAAUCCAAAACGAAAUAAAACUAAAUACUUUGAAAGCUUUUAUUUCAUUAAAUAGAAAAAUUAACUUUUUUCUUCAAAUGAAAAACAUAAAUUUUAUUCUUCUGUUGGUAUUUAUGAAGAAAAUUAGCAAAAAAAUAUUGAUAAGAAUCCUGAAAUAAUUAAUUAGUUAAAUUAACAUAUUGAAUCUUAAUAAAUUAAAACACAAUAGAAUUCUCAAAUAUAGUGUAAUAAUAACCCAAUUAAAAAUUUUUUAAGCCAAUAAGAUAUUAAAUUCUAGCUUAAAAAUAUAUUUGACUUAGAAAACAAUAGUGAGAAUAAUUAAAUGAUCCAAGAUAAUCACAGAGAUAGUAGCAUAAAUGAAAAAGAGCAGAAUUAAUAUUUCAAUUAAAAAAAUUAAACUUUUCAUUAUUUUAUGAGAUAAGCUCUGAGCUAACUCAUAUCUGAAUAAAUAGGAUACAAAUUAGUUGAAAGAAAAUUUCGUUCCUCUAAAAAAAAUAAUUAUUUUUAAUAACAAGAUGAAAGAGGAAGCAACUUUAUUGAGGAAUGUGCAAACGAAACAUUUAUAUGGAAUGAUUAAGAAUUAAUCAAAGUAUUUUAUUCUGCAGAAAAAAUAGUUUAAUACUUAGUUUACAAAAGAGAUUAAUUUGAUAGAUAAGCUUAUUUUUCUUUUAUAUAGCAUUUUUGA
Messenger RNA from Tetrahymena thermophila SB210, 3927 nucleotides. Its product is annotated as tetratricopeptide repeat protein. The transcript has 3 exons. Lineage: Eukaryota; Ciliophora; Oligohymenophorea; Hymenostomatida; Tetrahymenidae. The record is from RefSeq and is a predicted model, not a curated record.